CUGAAAGAAACAACUCAAAGAAUGGAGACAACUAUUCGAGAAAAAUCAGACAAGAUUUCGCAGUUGCAGAGUGAGAUAGACUUUAUUGAAUCGGCAAGUUCAGUGAAGCGAAAGGGCAAAGCGGAAGAACAGGUCUAUCAACUUGAGAAGCAGAUUUUCAAACUGAAUCGGGAAGCAGAUGCGCAAAACAAGAGAAGGGUCGAACUGGAAACCCGGACCGAGGUGACAGAGAAAAGAGUUGUGGAACUUGGCUCGAACCUUGAAAAUCUUCUAAAGGUGAAUGUAGAACAGAAGCAAAGAACCGAGUUCUCCCUCAAGUCUUUUGCUGCUUCAUCAUAUAAGAAGUUCACCGAGGUGAAUUGGGGGAAGCUGUGGUAUAACCUUCAUUUUCAUUUGCGUCAAGCUCGGGUAUAUGUGAUGACCCGUUGGUCUGAGUAUCUCCGCCCGACUCUGUCUUCCAGAGCUCAAAAGGCGGCUGAGAUGAUGGAUGAAGUAAGAGGGUGGUCUGAGCCGCACAUCCAAACCCUCAACGAUAAAUGGAUACCAAACAUCAAAGAUAUGUUGUCAACGCGUGCCAUUUAUCUUGCUCGAUCGCUCACCCAGAACUCCAUCAAGGUAUAUCGUAUGUGUAAGCAGGCUUUGGCACGAUAUCUCGUCCAAGCAUUGGAUACGAUGUACAACUACGUUCAGGAGGAACAAGGGAAGGAAGAAAGUAGCCACGGUGGAAGAAGCUAUGGAGCAUCAGAAGGAAGAGAAGAGAGCAGAAGGAAAGAAGACUGACACAGGGGGAGCAAGGAGGCUUAGGGUAUCGAAUGUUUUAUUUUGGAGUGUGUGGGAAGAAAGAGACUCUGAAAGAAAUCUGGGUAUUUGUAUUUCCUUUUGGUUCUUUUGGAAUACAAAUCGGCAUUA
Molecule: messenger RNA, 909 nt
Organism: Tarenaya hassleriana
Lineage: Eukaryota; Viridiplantae; Streptophyta; Magnoliopsida; Brassicales; Cleomaceae
Exons: 9
Coding region: 22-780 (252 amino acids)
Source: RefSeq, a predicted model, not a curated record